GACAACAACAACAACAACAUUCCAGGUGAACAAGAUUUUGAUUUUUCUUCUUUCGUUUGAUCAAAGGGAAAAAAACUGGCGCAAUGAUUUUACUGUUAUCAAAACAUUUUCCAUUUAUCAUUAUCAUCAUUACAUUGAGUAUUAUCAUCGAAAAUUCGGAAUGUUUCAGCAACCACGAAACAACAACAAACAGUCCGGAUAUUACGACAACGAUCAAUUCGAAUGAAAAUCUACUUGAUGAUUUGAGAAGUUUUAUUCUUAAUCUGAAACAACAAAAUCCAAUUGAAAAUGUAUCAAAUGUUACCGAUAAACCGAUAAUACCAGACGAUCCACCAUCAAUAGAAAUUGAAACAACAAAAUCACCAUUAUCGCCAUCACCACCACCUUCGAUUCGUCGAAGAUUUCGUCGACCAAUGUUACGAAAAAUAUCGUCAACGAAUGCAACAGAACCGAUAAAAAUCUUUAAUGGAUCAAAUGGUUCGAUUUUACAACCAUCAUCGAUUUCGAAUGUAACACGAAGAAGAAGGCUAUUUUUGCGUCGACCAACAACAACUAUUUCGACAAUCACUACAACCGAAUCACCACCAUCCACUUCCAUGAUAACUUUGGACGAAAUCUUAGAGCAAACAAUAACCGAAUCGACAACAAUGACCCCAGUAUCCACCACUGUAAGUCAAGCGAUAACUACCGAUGAUGACGAUGACCAAGCCAUGAUGACCACCCCCAUCACCACCACCACUGCCGUUCCAACAAAAAGACCGAAAAAAAUUUGCAACGAUAUCGAUACGAAAUGUAAUAAUCACAAUACAAUACUGACAUCGAAAACAAUCAAUAAUAGCAGGAAAAAUUCAACAACAAGAAAAAAUACAAAAAACUCAAAUAGGUCACGUAAUCGAACGGCAAAAAUAACAACGAAAAAACGAAAUGGAAAACAAAUCUCAUCAUCAACAUCAACAACAUUGCCAAAAACAUCAACACAGACAACAACUACAAAGAAAAAGAAAAAGAUUGUUGCCCAACAAAUUGUAAAACAACAACAACAACAACCACAAUGUGAAAUGGUUGUAUGCGAAUUACCAUGUUAUAUAUUCAAAACUGGAUUGGAUUCUUGUCCUGAAUGUAGUUGUCCGGAUCCGAAUCUGGAUCGAAUUCAAUUUAUUGCAACAAGUAGUUUUGAACCGGCCUUUCGUUUAGCAAAUAAACGAAAUCAAUCUUCAGUUUUUCGUUUGAAUUGAUGUUUUUUAUUCGUUUGUUUUUUAUUUGUUUGUUCCAAUAUUAAUAUAUAUGAUGUUUUUCUUCUGUAU
Molecule: messenger RNA, 1304 nt
Organism: Dermatophagoides pteronyssinus (European house dust mite)
Lineage: Eukaryota; Metazoa; Arthropoda; Arachnida; Sarcoptiformes; Pyroglyphidae
Source: RefSeq, a predicted model, not a curated record